AUGAAGGCUUCAGCAGGCAAAACUACCACAGAUCGAGGUGUGAAGUGUUCAAGGAAAAAUGACAGGAUUGUCAUCUCAGGAAUGUCUGGUUUAUUUCCUGAGGCAGGUUCCGUCCAAGAAUUUGCUAAUAUUCUUUACGAUAAGGUAAAUCCUGUAACGUCAGAAAACAAUCGUUGGUUGUAUACACCACGAGAAAUUGGCCCGUAUUCAGGGAAAACACCAGGAUUACAAUAUUUCGAUGCACAAUUUUUUAAAGUACAUGAAAGACUUGGAGAAAAAAUGGAUGUUAUGUCCAGGAAGUUAUUGGAGCAAUCUUACCAAGCUAUUUACGAUGCAGGUCUGAGCCCUCAGAGCUUAAAUGGUAAAAAUGUUGCAGUCUACAUAGGUAUUUCUGUUUCUGAGACUGAAAUAACCGGAUUUUUUGAUAAUUCUUCCAAGAGAGGAUUUGGAAUAAUGGGAUGUAGUAAAACAAUGUUCGCAAAUCGUAUCUCCUAUUGGCUAAAUGUAAGAGGUCCUUCCAUAGCCGUCGACCUAGCAUGCUGCAGCUCUAUGAGUGCUCUACAGCUGGCAUAUCUUGCCAUGAAAAGUGGUGAAUGUGAAGCUGCCAUUGUUGGAGGAUGUCAUUUGUGUACGCUGCCUGAAUCAUCAGUUCAUUACAACAGAAUAAACUCGAUAGCAACGGAUGGAAAAACUAGGUCGUUUGAUCAAGAGGCCAACGGAUGUGUUCUUUCUGAUGCAAUCAAUGUUAUUUUCUUACAAAAAGCGAGUGAUGCUUUGAGGGUAUACGCUGAUGUGGUCCACGCCAAGAAUGAAUACAUUUCUUUCAAACAAGAAAAUGAGUUUCCCAAGAGCGGAUCAUAUAGGAAACCGCAUGAAAUUGCAAGUUUUUUGAAAGAAUUUUAUAAAGAAGCGGAAUUCGCCCCACAAGAUGUCGACUACGUAGAGGCAUUUGGCAUCGGUAGGCCAUGA
This is a messenger RNA of Bombyx mori (domestic silkworm), 969 nucleotides long. RefSeq names its product fatty acid synthase-like. Gene Ontology annotation, biological process: fatty acid biosynthetic process. The coding region runs from base 1 to 969 and encodes 322 amino acids. Gene Ontology annotation, molecular function: fatty acid synthase activity. The record is from RefSeq and is a predicted model, not a curated record. NCBI's taxonomy places the organism in Eukaryota, Metazoa, Arthropoda, Insecta, Lepidoptera, Bombycidae. The transcript is spliced from 6 exons.